AUGGAGGCCGAGCGGCGGCAAACCCGCUCCCAACGACUGCGGCUGGGACGACUGCACCGACUGGGUCGGGCAGGGGAGAGGCGGCGCCGCGGGGCCAGCGGAGCUCUGGAACCCCUGAAGAAGGGGGCCAACUACCUCCCUCUGAACGGCGGGCUUCGGCUGGGGCGGACGGCGACGGCGAAAGGAGUCGCCGCGGGCCUGAAGGUGUGGAUGAGUUUGCCCGCGUGGCGAGCGAUAGAUUGGCUCCCGGCGACGGGAGGGGGAGUCGGCCUCCCCGUGCGCGACCAGGGCAGCGGCGGCUCGGAGCAGGGCUGGCGCCAGUCCAGCCUGGGCCCUUGA
Molecule: messenger RNA, 339 nt
Organism: Closterium sp. Yama58-4
Lineage: Eukaryota; Viridiplantae; Streptophyta; Zygnematophyceae; Desmidiales; Closteriaceae
Source: the annotation of a GenBank genome assembly